Serpula lacrymans var. lacrymans S7.9 is the source of this 1755-nucleotide messenger RNA. RefSeq lists its product as uncharacterized. The transcript has 8 exons. The coding region runs from base 1 to 1755 and encodes 584 amino acids. NCBI's taxonomy places the organism in Eukaryota, Fungi, Basidiomycota, Agaricomycetes, Boletales, Serpulaceae. The record is from RefSeq and is a predicted model, not a curated record.
AUGCAAGGCAACACCCAGGAUAACUUGAACCCUGACCCAGGGAUGCAGGCUAGCAGUUUAUGUCACCCCCACUCCCUGCACUUUAAUCUGGAUGAUGAUGAUGAUGAUGAUGAAAGAGUAGUGGAGCAAAAUGAGAAUGCUGGCAAGGUUAUAAGGGUGGAUCUGGAUGCUCAUAAUAAAUGGAGGGAGAGUUUUCACCAGUUCCAUCAAGAUGACAAUAAAAUGGACAUUGAUCUUCCAGAUAAUAGAUGGGCUCCAUUUUCCACAGAAUUGGACUGGAAAUUUGCACAUUGGGCAUUGCAGGAGGGGGUUGGCCAGAAAUCUCUUGAGAGAUUACUGGCAAUUCCUGAACUUUCCCAGAGACUGGGCCUUUUUUAUCAAAAUAGCAGAAGCCUUCUAAAAAUUAUCAACUCCAAAAUUCCUGAAAGGGCCAAGUGGCACUCAAAAUAUCUACACUUUGAUGAUUGUCCAGAAGAAAAACACCUUAAACAAUAUAGAGACCCCUUACAAGUCAUUGCUUCUUUGUUGGGCAAUCCAGCACAUGCGACAGACAUAGUCUAUAAACCCUCAAGAAUAUUCACAAACAGCAACAGGGAUGAUCAUAUAUUUGAUGAGAUGUGGACUGGGAAAUGGUGGCAUUCUGUACAGGCUCUUCUACCUCAGGGAUCAUCUGUUGCUCCUGUUAUAAUAGCAACAGACAAAACUCGGUUGACUCAGUUCUCAGGCAACAAGUCUGCAUAUCCAGUGUAUCUUACACUAGGCAAUAUACCCAGCUUUAUUAUGCGCAAACCCUCUCAGCACGCUUGUGUACUUAUUGGAUAUCUGUCUGUCAAUAAAUUGGUAAAAAAAGGCUUGACAACAAAGGAGAAGACAGCACAUCUUAUGGGUACAGAGGAACUGGAUGCAAGAAUACGCACUUUACCUCCUGCAUAUGGAUCAAAGCAUUUCAAAAAUGGUUUAUCGCCUCUUUCUCAGAUAUCUGGAGGCAAAAGAAAAGAUAUGGCCAAGUACCCCACACACAGCGAUACAACCCUUGGAUAUCUAUCAGAUGCUCUCAAAACAUUUCAUCAAAACAAAGCAAUUUUCGUCACUCUGGGUGUUAGAGAAAAUUUUAAUAUUCCUAAAUUUCACUCUCUACUACACUAUGUCAACUCUAUUCGCUGGUUUGGGGCUACAAAUAACUACAACACAGAAAUGUUUGAACAUUUCCACAUAGACAUGGCCAAGGAUGCAUGGAGAGCAUCAAAUCAUAGGAAUGAGCGUCCACAAAUGACCACCUGGCUAACAAGGCAAGAAAAAACUGUGUGGUUUGAAUGCUAUCAAUUGUCUUUACAAAAUAGACCAGUUCUAGGUUAUAUGUCCAGAAAUCAAGUCAAUAUUGCAAAUCUCCCAUUUGAUUCACUUGAUGUAUUCACUUGUUUCAAACUCACUCCAAUUCACCUUGGAGAUGAUGCUAGUGCAAGUGUAAAGUACAAAGUCAUCAAAGCAAGACCUAGCUCCAAAGGAAUUGCUCCACAGUUUGAUAAUGUUGUUGUAUUAGACUCAUUAGAAGCAGAGUCAACAGAUGUUGCUGGUACACAUGUUGGAAGAGUUAAAGUAAUAUUCAAGCUCCCUGCCAUUUUUCAUGGUGGUUCUGUUGGUAUACCAAAACAUUGGCCCAAAAUUCCAUUGGCGUACAUUGAAUGGUACACCAAGUUGAAAGGUAGUGCAGAUCCAGCACAUAUGAUUUUGUAUGUGUACCAAACUAUUUGGUGA